AGGUGCUCGAUUUCGAUUCAACGUCGAUCGGCAUGGGAUAAGUAUCCCGACUUUUCCUUUCUUCUCGGAGGACGCCGGCCAUGUCUCUGCAACGUGUCGGAUCCCUCGAGACGUUCGUCAAUAUUCCUCCCGAGGGUCGUAGGUCGCGGCGGGGUUCGGCGGCGUCGUCUGUUGCUGCCUCGGAGAGGGCGCGCAAACUCACGUUCAACCCGCUGCCUGAGUCGUGGGACCCCGUUUUCGAGGAUGAAGAUGAUGGUCACCUUCACCCUAGCCAGUCUCGGGGAGCCUUUGAGGUUCCUCGAUGGAAACGAAUACUUCAAGUUAUUGUUUCGGUCGUGUUAUGUCUCUUUUCAGCGGGAAUCGUGUUUGGAUACGCUGCUUUGAAACCGGUCUUGAAGAAAGAGGGUGCAUAUCAAGAUAUAUGCCAUGGCGGAGACACAUGUGUGGAAAUUCAUCUAAAUCUUAUGUUCACCACUGCAGCCGUCGCCACCAAUGUUGCUGCUUUGCCCGUCGGUGCUAUUCUGGAUCACUAUGGUCCUCGAGUCUGCGGUAUCCUAGGUGCUUUGUUUCUUAGCGUGGGUGCGCUUUUCAUGUCACUUGGGCAAAGCUCGCCCUUCGACGCAUUCCUCUUCGGCUACCUCUUCCUUGCCCUGGGCGGGCCGUUUACGUAUAUAUCUUCGUUCCAAUUAUCUAAUGCUUUCCCUCGACACUCGGGCCUGAUCCUCGCACUACUCACAGGAGCAUUCGAUGCAUCGAGCGCCUUGUUCCUCGUUUACCGUAUUAUUUAUAACAAGACGGGUGGUACCUUCGGGCACCGUCAAUUCUUCCUCGUUUACCUUAUAGUGCCGGCAGCGAUACUAAUUUUCCAGCUCACAUUACUCCCCAAGCAGUCAUACAAGACUGUGGGAGAAAUGAUCGAAGAGAUCGAGGCACCCGCAUUCCCCGAUCCGACGGACACAAUUGACGUUGCGGAUGCUGAUGAUCAGGUGGACGAACAGACCGCACUUAUUCGAGAGGAACAAAGAGAGCACUACGAAAAUGUUGUGCACGAUAUCGAAGAACUGCUAGGGUCUAACCAGGUAGACAAGGAUAAGCAAGCUCGCCGCGAGGAAGCCAAGAACGAGAACAGCGGUGUAUGGGGCGUGAUGCAUAACCGCACGGCGUGGGAGCAGAUCUGCUCGCCUUGGUUCGUGCUGAUAUGCUUAUUCACCGUGGUACAGAUGACGCGGAUCAACUACUUCGUCGCCACUAUUCGGCCACAAUACGAGGCUAUUUUCGGCUCAACAAAAAAGGCCAUCGAGAUCAACAACUUCUUCGACCUGGCACUACCGCUAGGCGGCAUUAUCUCGAUCCCCUUCAUUGGAAUCAUCCUGGACCGCACGAGCACCAUUACAGUGCUAACGACGUUAGUGACGGUCGCGACGACGAUAGGAAUCCUGGGGGUGCUCCCGUACACUUGGGCCGCAUACGCUAAUGUGGUCCUUUUCGUCCUGUACCGGCCGUUCUACUACACGGCCGUCAGCGACUAUAGCGCCAAGGUAUUCGGCUUCCGCACUUUCGGUACCGUCUACGGCACCAUCAUCUGCCUCUCCGGCCUGCUCAACUUCAGCCAGACUGGCCUCGACUACCUCUUCCACCGCACCUUCCGCGGCGACCCUGUCCCUGUUAACCUGCUAUUGCUCACGCUCGGCUUGGUCAUCGGCGUGUGUCUGGUGGGAUUCGUGGGCCUGCAGUCUCGGAGGCUGGGGAGGAAGAGGGAGGUGGCCGGGCUGAUUAAUGGCAGGGGGGAAUACUGAAGUAUUCAUGAUCGUUUACGCCUUUGACGAGCUUUUGGACGUCUUAAAAAAUUGCAUGGCGAGGUGGUUUGUUUGAUUUAUAUAUAGGUGUUCUGCAUCUGCAUAUACAUGUCUCGGUUAUAUAAGGUAGUGUGUUUGGCGUUUUUGAGAUGUUAGGUAGGUACAUAUAUGCAGAUAUACCACUUGGGUUUAUGUAGGGUAAAUUGAUGAAAAUAAAAAUAUAUCCCACGGGCAAUGUUCCUCCUUAAAUUUG
Messenger RNA from Daldinia vernicosa, 2049 nucleotides. RefSeq names its product MFS general substrate transporter. Gene Ontology annotation, biological process: transmembrane transport. The transcript has 3 exons. NCBI's taxonomy places the organism in Eukaryota, Fungi, Ascomycota, Sordariomycetes, Xylariales, Hypoxylaceae. Gene Ontology annotation, molecular function: transmembrane transporter activity. Gene Ontology annotation, cellular component: fungal-type vacuole membrane. Bases 81 to 1796 code for a protein of 571 amino acids. The record is from RefSeq and is a predicted model, not a curated record.